AUGGAAGGCAACAAAGACGAGGCUCUGCGUUGCCUCCAGCUGGCCAGACGCGCCCUCGAGUCCCAGGACUUCGCAAAGGCCCUGCGAAUGGCAGAGCGUGCGCAGCGGAUGUUUCCGACGUCAGAGGGGGGGACGUAUGUAUCGAUUUGCUCCUCGAAAUUGAAGGAGUCUUCCCAGUCGUCGGAGCCUCGCUUUCGCUCGGGCUCAUCAAGCCAAGGCGCGCGGGAGGCUGCGCGUGCUGCGCCACCGGAAGUUCCCUCCACGUCUGCUGGGAAGGCCAACGAGAACGGCAGCGAAGGGGCGAGCAGCCGCCUCCACAGAGAAGGCACUUCUCCUGCGCGAAGACGAACCAGUUACAGCAGCGCCUACUCCAGCAGCCACGUUAAGCCGGAGUCUGCGGACCCCGACAACUCCAGCUCUCCUGGCGCACGCAUGCAUGCAACGCAUGCGACGCACGCACAGCCCAAAGUCGCCGCGAGUUUCAGCUCUAGGUCGCAGUCCUCGUCUUCGUUCUCGUCUUCAGAGAGAGCGGAGUCGACCCUUCCGAGAAGCAGCAGCACUCCUGCUGCUGCUUCCAGUCGGGGCAACUACACCGCAGAACAAGUCGCUCUUUGCACGCGAGUCCUGACCACGAAGUGCUACUACCAGACUCUGGGGGUCGACAGAGGCGCCACAGACGAGGUGAUCAAAAAGGCCUACAAAAAGCUGGCACUUCAACUUCACCCCGACAAAAACCGUGCUCCUCACGCGGAAGAGGCGUUCAAGAAGGUCUCAAAGGUCUCCCAGUGCCUCCUCGACCCCGAGAAGAGAAGCCGCUACGACCAACACGGGGAGGAAGAGGCGGCGAAUGGAGGAACGCGGGUGCGCUAUCGUCAGGAGGAAGGAAUCACUCCUGAGGAGUUAUUUCAAGCCUUCUUUGGCUUUACCAUGGGCGACCCAGGUCGAGGACGCGGGCAGACGCGCUACUACUACCAGAGGCGGCCUCAAAGAGGGAACGGAGAGGAACAUGGUGGAGGCCUUUAUUACCUUCUACAAAUUCUCCCGAUGGCCAUCAUGUUCCUCAUCAUGUUCGUCGGCAACUUUUUCCCGCAUUCUGGCACGCAGCCGACAGCGCCGUACUCGUUUCUGCAAACGUCCGACUAUCCCGUGCAUCGUCUGACACGCUACCACAGCGUGCGGUUCUACGUCUCUCCGUAUUUUCGGCGAGAUUACCCCGACGAAUCCGAAAAGCUGAGAGAUCUGGAGAUGGCAAUCGAGCUGAAGUUUUACCACAGCAAAUGCCAAAAAGAGAAAGAAGAUCUGUCCAGACAGUUGAACGUCGCACACUACUAUCGCGCCUCCGAAGCGAAAGUUCGGGAAAUCCUUGACAGGCCUCGUCCGCACUGUCAAAUCUACGACUCCUUGUGGAGUCAACGGACGCGGCGGAGCUAG
This is a messenger RNA of Toxoplasma gondii ME49, 1431 nucleotides long. Its product is annotated as DnaJ domain-containing protein. The transcript is spliced from 11 exons. The record is from RefSeq and is a predicted model, not a curated record. NCBI's taxonomy places the organism in Eukaryota, Apicomplexa, Conoidasida, Eucoccidiorida, Sarcocystidae. The coding region runs from base 1 to 1431 and encodes 476 amino acids. Gene Ontology annotation, cellular component: endoplasmic reticulum membrane. Gene Ontology annotation, biological process: cellular response to misfolded protein. Gene Ontology annotation, molecular function: Hsp70 protein binding.